Molecule: messenger RNA, 336 nt
Organism: Saccostrea cuccullata (small rock oyster)
Lineage: Eukaryota; Metazoa; Mollusca; Bivalvia; Ostreida; Ostreidae
Product: fatty acid-binding protein 9-like
Exons: 2
Coding region: 61-336 (91 amino acids)
Biological process (GO): fatty acid transport
Cellular component (GO): nucleus; cytosol
Molecular function (GO): fatty acid binding
Source: RefSeq, a predicted model, not a curated record
CCAUACAGUGCUGUGGUCAGGUAAUUAAUGCUUUAAGGUAAAUAUUUCUUUCACACAAACAUGGAUGAAAUAAAAGAAAGGUUUGUCGGCAAAUGGAAACUAGAUAGAAGUGAACGCUUUGAAGACUUCUUACAAGAAUGUGGUGUAAAUGUCUUUGUUCGGAAGAUGGCGGGUUUAUCAAAACCAGUUUCUGAAAUCUCCGUGAAGGAUGGUGAUAGAGUACAUAUUUCCAUGGUUGACCAUUUCAUGGCACAGGAAGAUUGUUUUAAGCUUGGUGAGGAAUUUGAAAAGGACAUGUGUGGGAGCAAGAUAGUGGUAAUUGAAUUCUUUCAGUAA